AUGGAUUGUAACUUAAUUCAUGAUUUCUAUAAAACCCUCAGUUGUUUCAAGACCAUAAGAAAAAUUAAUACAUUUGUGAAAGACAACAAAGAAAAGGCAAGUAUCGAAGAGUUAAAAAUACUUAAUGAAAAGAAGUAUUUGUCUCACUCCAUUGCCAUUGUGCUGGCAUUAGGUAUCCAUAUGUCCUUUAGGAAAUUAAAGCGUUCUAAGAUUUUCAUAUUCAGACCCUUACUACCUGACAUUUUUGGAUUAAUAAGCUCUUGUUCCUUUCUGUAUCUUCAUGCCCUACACCUAAGUCGGAAUAAUAUUAGCAAGUUUAUUCAACUAAAUUUAAAAGAAAGCGACAACAAGGGCAUAUGUAACUACGUCGAUGAAAUGUAUAAAAAAUACGAACCCAACGAUUACCUCAAUUUAAUGAGAAAAUCUUUAUAG
This is a messenger RNA of Plasmodium gonderi, 432 nucleotides long. RefSeq lists its product as hypothetical. The transcript is spliced from 6 exons. Lineage: Eukaryota; Apicomplexa; Aconoidasida; Haemosporida; Plasmodiidae. The record is from RefSeq and is a predicted model, not a curated record. The coding region runs from base 1 to 432 and encodes 143 amino acids.